CGGGGCCACAGAUGUCUAGACCAGCGUCAUGGAUCGCGAUCCGGAUGACACGCUAGACACACGUUAAGCCACCAUCCGGAUCUGUCGUUCCCUCUCUAUUGUUCUAGCGAGUCUUAUAUGGGGCCUGCUCCCUGUUCUUAGAAUGUCGAUUCAAUCCCCACUCGCGCUCAGCCUUAGCACAAGUUCUCGAAAAAUUGCAGCGUAAUGUUCGAGACUCUGGACCGGACGCAGUAUGUUGCCAAAGACGGUGGCUCCAUCGUCGUUACCGACCGCCAUGACCGCAGUCAAUACAUGGCGGUGCUGCACUUCAUAAUCCGACGUUUUCGCAACCAGAUAAACAGUGGCCAUCCAAAGCACGAAGACGGCUCCAUCAGACUCGACCCCCCCAAGCCGAAACUCCGCGGUUGCACUCUCUCCCAUCGGACCGUCGAAGACAUUCAUUUGUACGACAUCAUCGCGUCGCCGACAAAACUGCCCGAGAAGGGCAAGAAGCGUAUAUACUAUUUUGCAGGAGGGAGCUGGCAGAUGGGACCGUCUGGUCAGCAUUGGUCAUUAUGUGCGAAGCUGGCUACGGACAUGCCGGACACUAUUGUAACGAUGGUGUCGCCACCUAUGGCACCGAACAAUCCUGCACCGAGCUCUUUUCCAUGGAUGCUGAGGCUUUAUCGGACACUGUUAGCAGAGGCGCAAGAGGCAGGCGACAAAGUUAUCUUGGCAGGAGAUUCCUCUGGCGCCAACAUCAUAUUGUGUUUGACCCUCGAAGCGCUGAAAGAGGACGCCGAGAAAGGGCUGGAUGUUUCGAAUGCAUCGACAUCAAGCGCGCACCCCGUCGCACUCAUGGCUAUCAGCCCGUCCACCGACCUCACACGAGCCAACCCAGAUAUAGAGAGGAUUGCGCACCACGACCCUCUCCUUACACCAGCCAUCAUUAGGCAGACAGCGAAGGCAUGGACGGGCGACUGGGAUCCGGCAGAGCGUCGAGUGUCGCCUAUCAAUGCGGAUGUAUCACUACUUGCACAGCGCGGUAUCAAGGUACAUGGCGUGACCGCUGGCUGCGAUGUCCUGGCGCCUGACGGGGUUAUGUUCCGCAACAAACUGUCCGAGAAAAACGUACAGGGCGAGUGGCUGCAUUGGGAGAAGCAGAUGCAUUGCUUCGUGCUCACGCUACCGUAUGGCCUGCGCGAAGCACGGGAGGGCACCGAGUGGAUAAUCGAUGUAUUGAAGAAGGUUUGAAUUGUUUUUUUUUCGAUUCUCACUUUGUCGCUGGAUACCCUGUCAUUAUUUUCGGAACUCGUCUAUUAGCCCAUGAAGCCUUCAGCAGUGACAUGGUUAGAGCUUAAUCUCAUAAUAGUCUCAUUCUUACGAACUAGCAGUACUCACAGUGCUUGCAGUGAUGACUUGCUCGAUGUUGUCGUUGAAGCCUCAAGGCGAAUCACAUUAGUACGCGUCUAGCUUUU
Parastagonospora nodorum SN15 is the source of this 1457-nucleotide messenger RNA. RefSeq lists its product as hypothetical. The record is from RefSeq and is a predicted model, not a curated record. Bases 205 to 1233 code for a protein of 342 amino acids. The transcript has a single exon. NCBI's taxonomy places the organism in Eukaryota, Fungi, Ascomycota, Dothideomycetes, Pleosporales, Phaeosphaeriaceae. Gene Ontology annotation, molecular function: hydrolase activity.